AUGUAAAGCAAUCACUUAAAUAGAAUCAUUUGCUUAUUAGAUUUAAAUAAAUUAUUUAUUCAUUUCCUAAUGAACAAGCAAUCUAGCUUGUUUAUAAGAGAAAGAAUAUCCAGAAUUUAAAAGUCUUUUGAAAUUUAUUUUGUUAAACAAAUUUAAAAAAGUUAAAAAAGUAAUAAGCUUAGAAUCAGUUUAAGGAAGAUGAAAUUAAAUAUUAUUUAAAAUUUUGAAAUCAAGAAAAAUUAAAUAGAAUAUGUAUGUAUAUAUAUAUAUAAUUAAUUAAUUAGGCAUAUCUACAUUAUUUUUAUUUAACAAUUAAUAUUUUCAUUCAAAAUUGUUCUAAAUUAAAAUAUUUAUUUUAAAAAUAAAUAUUCUUUUCAUUUAUUAAUUAAUCACUCUUCAUUCUAUCAUUUUAAUAAUUCAAAAUAAAAUAAAAAAAGACGAAGAAGAAAAGAUGCACUACAAAUUAAAAUAUUAGUUAGUAAUUUCAAUCAUUAUUACAAGGAAUAUUAUCUUUUAUUGCAAUUUAUUUAUAUAUUUAUUUAUUUAUUUAUUUAUUUAUCUAUUUUCAAUUUCCUUAAUAAGUACAACUCAAAUUGUAGUGAAUGA
This is a messenger RNA of Tetrahymena thermophila SB210, 606 nucleotides long. RefSeq names its product transmembrane protein, putative. The record is from RefSeq and is a predicted model, not a curated record. The transcript is spliced from 2 exons. NCBI's taxonomy places the organism in Eukaryota, Ciliophora, Oligohymenophorea, Hymenostomatida, Tetrahymenidae.